AUGCAGAGAUUAAUAGUUUCUUUUUUAAAUCUAAUCAGUGCAACAGCAAGAACAAAUAAAGCACAGAAACAACCAGUACGUCGAAAUGAGUUUGUUAGUAGAGUAAAUUUAAGUCAAUUCUACAUUAUACAGGAAAAUGGUGUUCUCAAGAAUUAUGAAUUGGGUGGGGAAUAUGUAGCUGUAACAGGUAUAAGACCUUCUUUUAUUCAGUUAGGUUAUCAAAGUCCUAACUCUAAAGGAUUUAUUACCCUUAAAGAGCCAAUUAGAAGAAAAAAAUUUAGAUUUUAUAUUGACUUCUUAAGUCCUAAAGAAGACAAAGGAGGUGUUCAUGAAAUAAUAUUUGGUUCUAAACUAAAUGAAGAAUUAUUUACUUCAGAAAACAACAAUCCAAUUGGUUUUAAACUUCUUUUAAAUGAUAAUGAUAAGACUAUUCAAUAUGUUGACUCAAAAGGUAAUAAGGGACAAAAGAUUUUGUUAAAGGAUGUUCAAUUUGUGGAUAUUUAUAGAAUAAUUGUUUCUUAUGAAUAUCCUAAUACAAAAAUCUCUUACUUAUCAUUCUAUGAUAGUAAGGUUAGUAACACUACAGUUGAUAUUUAUCAAGGAACAUUUGAAUUAUUACCAGAUAGUUAUUUGAGUGUUAUUGGAUCUUCUGGUAGUGGUGGUAAUCCUUUAAAACUUUAUAAUAUUGUAGGAUAUCCAGUUGAGGUAGUAAAGAAGAAGUAUGUGCCACUUGCCAAUGAAAAAAAGAACGAUUAUCUUUUGAUGAUUAUUGGAGGAAUAUCCAUUGUGCUUGUUUUAUACUAUCUUUACAGAAUGAAAAAUAAGGAAAAAAAAUUAAUUCAAUAA
Molecule: messenger RNA, 846 nt
Organism: Hepatospora eriocheir
Lineage: Eukaryota; Fungi; Microsporidia; Hepatosporidae
Source: the annotation of a GenBank genome assembly